AUGGUCGCCGACGACUUGUACGAAAAGGCGCUGCCUGUGUUGCAGGACGAGGCCCUGGACGAGGAGGACAAGACGGACAAGCUCGAGGAGCUUCUGCGCAAGGAGACAAACCUCACCGGCAAGUCCCUCGAGAACAUCGUCCUAGACUGCCUAUGGCGCUACCGCGACGCUGGCAGCUCUUCCAGCUCUCCUCCCAGUCGUCAUACCGUCAUCCGCCGGCCCUCGCCAGCUCCCUGGCAGGCCAACCGCGCUCCGACUCCCGUCAACAACUCUCCGCGCAUGGUGCACCCUCCACCAGGCUUUGGCAUAGGUCCACCCGGCUUCGCACGCACAAAGUCGUCGACUGCAUCCCCCUUUACUUCUCCGCGACCCUCGCCCCGACUUGCUUUUUCCACACCGCAUAUCCCCCAUAGCCCCAGCCUGAGCGCAUACCAGUUCAGCGAGUGCGCAAGUCCGAACACAGAGUCCUAUGGCGAUCUCGAUGGCCACUCCGUCGACUGGCUGGUCAACGAUGAUGCUGCAAGCACAGAGUCUUCUCUCCUGGGUGACGGCACGCUCAACGGUGCCGCGGCCGAAUGGGUGCAGCCCCAGACCAUGGACAUGGGCCCGUACGACAUGUUGCGCUCCAUCCUGAGGGACGACCGAUCAGACGAAGAGCUUGAGAAGGUCUUGGAGGCUAAUGGAUAUGACCUCAGUGCUGCCCUGCUUGCACUAAUGGGUCAGCAACUAGACGUACAACAACUCCCCACUACUCCCUCAGAGCAUCCUGGAUAUGUCAUCGGAAAGUCUAUGAGUCCGGCGUUUAGACCUAGCACGCCCGUAGGCCAGCAGAAAAGCAACAUCGUGUGCAAAUACUUCCUAUCAACAGGCCAUUGUGCCAGAGCAGAUUGCAGGUUCAGCCACGACACCAGCAAGACAUUAUGCAAAUAUUUCCUAAAUGGAAACUGUCUAGCUGGUGACACAUGUCUCUUCUCACAUGAUCCCUCUGCUCUCAUGGCUCGCAUGGCUGUCUCAGACGUCCAGACUCCACCUAUACCCAACUUCCAGAUGUCUGAUUAUGAGUUCCCUACACUCCACUACAACGGCUCACCCCUAGGUACCCCAUCGAUAACAUCAGCUGCAACCUCUUUGGAACAGCUCUAUGGUCUUACUAGCGGUGGCCCUACACGUCCUCCACCAGGACUUAGCCCAUUUGCCAACUUCACUCCUGGAGGCGGUAGUCGUCCGCAAUCUAGAACCGGCAGUCGCCAAACCUCACGUGCUACUACACCAUCAGUACUUGCAGUGGACGACAAUGAUGCUUUCCCUAGUCUAGGCUCUGCUGCCGCUGCUAAGACUGGAAAGCGUCACCACGGCAAGCGGGGUGGCCAUGGUCAUCACAAGGAUGCCCCGGGACCUAAUAACCUUGCUGAUGUCGUUCGCAUGUCCCCUGUCCCUGCUCCUGUCACUCCGGUCCGCAAGGGAUUAAGACCAACCAAAAGCUUCACCGGAUCUCGCGAGAAUAGUGUGGCUGCACAGGCAAUACCUGCUCCUCAACACAUUCCGUGGUUAGAGACUGGCGAGAAGGGUAAUCAAGCGUAUCUUAAAGCUCGCGCCGAGGCCUUUAAGCAUGGUAGUCUGCGCAACAAGUUCUUGCAGAGUGCUGCUCAGGCCUGGAACCGUAGUGAUUCGCGCGCGGCUAAAGCUCUUAGUCUUAGGGGGCAGAGCGAGAAUAAUCUGAUGCGUGAAGCCCACCGUGAAGCUGCUCGUAUUCUUUACGAAGAUCGCAACAAGGACAGCGACGGCUCAAGAGAGCUGUAUGUUGAUCUUCACGGUCUGCACCCAGAUGAAUCCGUGUCAUACCUCGAGGGCAUUCUUCUGAAGCACAGCUCAUCUUCUCGUCCAGUGUAUGCCAUCACAGGAACUGGCCAUCACUCCAAGAACGGCAAGGACAAAGUCGGCAAGGCUAUUCGCGGCUUUCUCAACGAAUGGCGCUAUGCUUUCCGUGAGUUCUCUGUUCCUGGCGAUCGUAACAACGUAGGUGGCAUUCUUGGUAUCGACCCGAGUAGCUACGACAAAAGCGUCGCAGAACGGCCGAAGGAGUCCGAAUCAGACGGAGAUAGCUCGAAGAAAGACACCAAGAUUCGCAUCAUGAAGAGAGAUGAUCGGCCUUCUCUGUCUCGCGCGUCAUUGAGCAGCAACGCCAUACCAUUACCUGCGACACCGCACCUCCUUGUCCACUGCCUUUUGAGUGUUAUUCCAUAUCCUGUCGCUAUGGCUCCCCGACGGCCGAGCACGGCUGGCGACAUUGACUCACGCAUGCCAUUCGCAUCGGCUGAGAUGUUGCUGUGGGGCCCAGAAAUGAAACAGCAACAUGCUCACCUGCUCACAGAGAUGCGCAAACUCCAGAGACAUCACGAAGCUUACGAUGUCCGGAUCAAAACUACUGAACAUGUUGCAGAGGCCGCAGAGGCUGCUACAUCCAGAAUCCGUCAUCUAGAGCAGCAACUUGCGGCAAUCGAAGCCGAAGAUGACGACAAAGCAUUCGAAAAGUGGGCAAUGGGCGAGAUGACGCGGCUGGGUAACUUCAUUGACACAAACAAGCACGUCAGGCAGAAGCAGAUCGAGCUGGACAAUGUUAUGUCCCAUGCCGUGGAGGAUCUAGAUAGGCUUAGACAAGUCCCUAGGGAUCUUCAAAACGUUCUUCUGCGUCUUGACGUUCUCGAGGCUGGUCGAACUGAAGACGUCCGUCGGAUCAGGAGCUUGGAAAAAGAACUCACUCAUCUCAAAGCUAUCCAACAUGACCACACUACCAAGACCGCUGGUUCCCAGACAGUUUUCAAGAUCCAGCAAGCCAUCAUGAGAACUAUGGCACCACCUCCGUUACUGAACGACGGGCAUUCAGACGCGACUACUGAAGCUGAGGAUGAAGAGCUGGCCCCUAUGCAGAAACCUACACAUGAAGGAAACCAGAUACGACAAUAUCCAGAGAUGAGAGAAAGGAAUCAAAGCACUACCUUCGCUCCAUCAGUAACCUCAGACAGCCCAACAAAGUCAGCCCGGCAGAGACUGAUGCAGAGGCCAUCGAUUCACGACUCCAUGUUACUGCGCAAUUCGGAAGAACAAGAACAACUCCGAACACCUUAUGCAUUGCCUGAUAAACCAGGAUAUGACAUUCUCCCUGCAACACAGCUCCUGCCACACAUCCAACAGGCUCGAGGUCCGGCUCCAAUCCCAACGCGCGAGGCUCCCUCGCAUGCCAGAGUCUCUCCGCCUCCAACACAACUACUCCGCAACAACCGCACAUCUCCAAUCCUAGCCUCAGUCCCAGCCUCAAUUCUAGCCUCAACAUGUAAGGCCCACCCACGUGCCAGAGUUGCUCCACCAUCAACACAGUUGGUCAGUAAAGCUGGUUCGAGAAAGCGGAAACUACCUGAGAGAGUGCCCCAAACUCAACGUGUGACACGUGCCCAAGCUAAGAAAAGUCAAGCACAGGAGGCUGAUGAGCAAAAGCCGCUAGGGGCAGGUAGUUCUACACCUUUUCCAUCUGUGCAACCAGCCGAGCCCGCUUUAUCGUCGCGCAAGAAGCGAAAAACUGCCCAUGCGCAAGAACCAGAUCAGAUCAAAGCCGAACCCAGCACUACAACCCGGGCCGCCCAUAGAACACCGGCAAUCUCAAGGCGAAGCGCUGCCGCAGAUCGAGGCAAGAACACGGCUAUGGAACCUACCCAGCGGGUUACAAGAAGCCCGACAAAAUCAAACGUGCCAAAGGUUAUUACAUCGCCUGUAAAGAAAAAGGAUCCUUUCCCAGUUCGAUCAAAUGCUACAGAUUCACAGAGACAGAGGUCGUUGAUUGUCAUUCUUCGGAACCCGCAGAAAGCAGCAAGAACUAGACGUAGUGAGAGCGAUGAUACGGAAAGCACCCCUGCAGACAGAGUUAAGAUGUCACCUCGCAAAGCGGCAAUUAUGCCACUGUCACGUUCCAAGGCUAGGAAGAGGUCUAAUGGAACAAGGGCGAAACCGGAGAUAUCUGGAAUCGGCGCUUUCUAA
Messenger RNA from Alternaria burnsii, 4029 nucleotides. Its product is annotated as ccch zinc finger and smr domain-containing protein. Gene Ontology annotation, molecular function: metal ion binding; RNA binding. The coding region runs from base 1 to 4029 and encodes 1342 amino acids. Gene Ontology annotation, biological process: negative regulation of DNA-templated transcription. Lineage: Eukaryota; Fungi; Ascomycota; Dothideomycetes; Pleosporales; Pleosporaceae. The transcript has 6 exons. The record is from RefSeq and is a predicted model, not a curated record. Gene Ontology annotation, cellular component: nucleus.